AGCCCAUCUUCUACGUGCAAAAACAGCGUGCGGAGGACGGCCACAUCUCCGAUUGAAAACAAGUGGAUCUCUGUGGAUAAGAUCACCGGGCAGCCAUGGAAGAACUUACGGCUUUUGUAUCCAAAUCUUUUGACCAGAAAAGCAAAGAGAGCAGCAGCGGCAGUGGCAGCGGCAACAAGAAGGAGACGAUCACGUACAGGGAAGUUUUGGAGAGUGGGUUGGCUCGCUCUAGGGAGCUUGGAAACUCUGAUUCUAACCUGCAGGACAUGACCGAGAGCAGCAACCAUUGCCCGGUGCAUCUUUUCAAAGACCACGUAGAGAGCGACAAGGACAAACUGAAGGAGUUCAACACGGGCAGGACAGCGGAAGGGAUCUACGAAUGCAAAGAGAAGAGGGAAGAUGUGAAGUCAGAAGAUGAAGACGGACAGACCAAGCUUAAACAAAGGAGAAGCAGAACCAAUUUCACACUAGAGCAGCUGAACGAGCUGGAAAGACUUUUUGAUGAGACUCACUAUCCGGAUGCCUUCAUGAGGGAGGAACUAAGCCAGAGGCUGGGACUAUCUGAAGCUAGGGUUCAGGUCUGGUUCCAGAACAGGAGAGCAAAGUGCCGAAAGCAGGAAAACCAGAUGCACAAAGGUGUGAUCCUGGGAACCGCCAGCCAUUUAGACGCCUGCAGAGUAGCCCCCUACGUGAAUAUGGGAGCCCUGAGGAUGCCUUUCCAACAGGUCCAGGCGCAGCUGCAGCUGGAGGGCGUGGCCCACGCGCACCCGCACCUGCACCCGCACCUGGCGGCCCACGCUCCCUACCUGAUGUUCCCGCCGCCGCCCUUCGGGCUGCCCAUCGCCUCCCUGGCCGAGUCCGCCUCCGCCGCCGCCGUGGUGGCCGCCGCCGCCAAGAGCAACAGCAAGAACUCCAGCAUCGCCGACCUGCGGCUGAAGGCCCGCAAGCACGCCGAGGCCCUGGGGCUCUGACACGCUUCCCCCGAGCCCCCCAUCACACCCCGCCCCGGGUGCCCGCGGCGGGCGGGCGUGUGACCCGCACGGACCGCCGCUCUGCUCCCCCGCUCCUCCUCAUCCUCCUCCUCCCCGGCUGCAGGGCGAGCAGCGAGCGCUCCGGCCGCCCUGCCGCCUUAUCUCUUUUUUAUUUUAUUAUAUAUAUAUAUAUAUUUUUUUUUUUGUUUUGUUUUUACUCCUUUCCCCUUCCCCGAGGUCUGCGAGCGCCGCUCCGCUCGCCCGGCCCCAGGGACUCGGCGGCCGAGGGGUGGGGACGCAACACACGCGAGCAGCGAGCGCUCACCCGCCAGCCAGAGACUCCUCGGAGCACAAAGUAGGUGGGAGGAGAGAGAAAAGAGAGUUAAAAAAAAACACACACAAAAAGAGAGAAAGGAAAAAAAAAAAAAAAAAAAAAAGAAACCAUCUCUAAAUUAUGUUAAUCUGUGAACAUUGGGGACACUUCGGAUUUUUGACCCUGGCAAAAGUGAUCGCUCCGGCAUAACGUCAUCUGCUGCUGUCAGUUUUGCUACCUUGUGCAUGUGUCAAACUAAACACGUUUUGAAGAUCAGAAAUAUAUUAGAACAAAACUAAACAAAACAAAUAGUAAUAAUAAUAAAUAAUAAAUCCUUGGGGCUGGUCUCCAUUAAAGAUGACAUUUCUUUGUUGCCAACAGUAUUAUUUCACUGCCAUGAAUCUCUUCCAUCACUGAGGAGCUGCUGCUGCUGCAGAACUGGUUUGAAUUUAAAUGUGGAAUUUCAGAUCUGAGGCAAGGCAGGUUUUUAUUUUCCUUCUUUUCUUUCCUAAAAGAAAAAAAAAAAAAAAAAAGGAGCAGCAAUAACAAAAAGGUGUCUCAAAUGGCUAUGUCCUUUGAAAGGAGAAAAAAAAGAGACUAGAAUUUACUAAUUGUUAGUCAUAAUUUGAAAAAUGGGAACAAUAAGAAAUGCACCUGUUUUGCCAGAAUUACCUGAACUCAAAGAGAAGUAUUGUGCCGUAGAAACAGGUCAAUUUUUCAUUUCUUUCCCCCUCAAAUGCCUAGAUCUUUGAAUCAGAAUCUCACUGUUUCACAGGAUGUAGAAAGAAUGAAUUAUACAACAAAGAUGGACAUACAGUUUUAAGGCGUAAUACUGAUGCAGCAUUAAUUUUAGUGAAAUGCAAUUAAGUGCAGUAAAGUGCAAUACUGUAAAUAUUAUAGAUUAAAAAAAUAGCCGUACUUAUUCCGUUAUUAACCAAUUCUGCAAGAUCCAUAACUUAAAUCCUUUAUGCUCAGACUGGUGCAUUGCAGCUCCUUGCCAAAAUGACAGUCAGAGUCUUCUAGGAAUGGAUAAAGUUAUAUGUAUCACAUGUGGGAAAAGGUAGAUACCAUGAUUUCUAGUCAACUUAAUGUGCCAUAUUUCUGGGAAGCAAGCUGAAAAGUCUGUAUGACACUUUCACAUGAUUUUAAGUAAAAACCAAAACAAUAACAAACCCAAACAAAUUAAAACAACCCAUAGAAGUGUUCUGUAGAAGAGGACAAGUUCAAUAUUUGGCCAUUUUAAUUUUUGCCUGUGAUUCGGACACCAAGUAUUAAGCUAAUGCUUAAGCAAAGUAACACUACAAAUCCAGCAAGGAUGGAGAGCAAGGAAGUCCUUUAAAUUAUAUUACCAAAGUGUCUGGGUUUACUGACCCUCCUCCCCAG
Oenanthe melanoleuca is the source of this 2667-nucleotide messenger RNA. RefSeq names its product short stature homeobox (gene SHOX). Lineage: Eukaryota; Metazoa; Chordata; Aves; Passeriformes; Muscicapidae. Gene Ontology annotation, cellular component: nucleus. Gene Ontology annotation, biological process: regulation of transcription by RNA polymerase II. The record is from RefSeq and is a predicted model, not a curated record. Gene Ontology annotation, molecular function: DNA-binding transcription factor activity, RNA polymerase II-specific; sequence-specific double-stranded DNA binding. The transcript has 5 exons. Bases 96 to 971 code for a protein of 291 amino acids.